Messenger RNA from Spea bombifrons (plains spadefoot toad), 1407 nucleotides. RefSeq names its product mitochondrial amidoxime-reducing component 1-like. The transcript has a single exon. Bases 81 to 1103 code for a protein of 340 amino acids. Gene Ontology annotation, biological process: nitrate metabolic process. Lineage: Eukaryota; Metazoa; Chordata; Amphibia; Anura; Pelobatidae. The record is from RefSeq and is a predicted model, not a curated record. Gene Ontology annotation, cellular component: mitochondrial inner membrane. Gene Ontology annotation, molecular function: pyridoxal phosphate binding; molybdenum ion binding; nitrate reductase activity.
GGUAUUGGGAGAUUUGGAUUUAAAAAUAACAUAUUGUAUGAGGCCAAUUUGAUCCUCUGCUUCGCCAAAAAUCAGUGAAAAUGUCUUCGUCGAUUCUUUCCUACGUGUCCAUGGCCAUGAAAUCUGCAGUGCAGUCCUUCCCACGGCAGCGCUUACCCUUACUGUGCGCGGCGGGAGUGGGUUUAACGGCUAUAGCCUCUUGGAUGUGGUGGAGACGGAGGAGCAGCAAGGAGCUGAAGCAGGUGGGGGUCGUGUCCCAGCUCCUGAUUUACCCCAUUAAAUCUUGCCGGCCAAUAUCCGUCCAAGAUGCAGACUGCCUGGACAUGGGUCUCAGCAAAGGUGAGCUGAAGGACAGGCACUGGCUGGUGGUGACAGAGGCUGGAAAUAUGGUGACGGGAAGACAGGAGCCUCGUUUGGUCCUCAUCGAUGUGAGCGUAAGAGGGGACUCUCUGUGCCUUAAAGCUUCGGGAAUGGAGGAGCUUCUGGUUCCCAUGUCACUCCCCAAAAGCAACAAAGUUCGUGACUGCAGGGUGUUUGGGAGAGACAUCCAGGGUCGAGACUGCGGAGAAGAAGUUUCCCGCUGGCUGACAUCUUACUUCCAGAGCGAUCAGCCGUAUUACUUGGUGCAUUUUGAAGCUGAUACGAUGCGUCCGCGUAAAUGCGUUGAGGCUGAGGUAUUGUUCAGAGAGAAAGAUGUGAUCGCUUAUCCAGAUGCCAGUCCCAUCAUGCUCCUCUCUGAAACAUCACUGGAGGAUCUCAACAGGCGUCUUGAAGAGCCGGUGUCCCUGAUGAAUUUCAGGCCUUGCAUCGUGGUAUCUGGCUGUGAGGCCUUUGCAGAAGAUGGUUGGGAUGAUAUCAGGGUUGGAACAUCAAGGAUGAAGAGGGUCAUGGCGUGCGGACGCUGCGUCUUAACUACAGUGAACCCGGACACCGGCGUCAUGAGUCGGAAGGAACCUCUGGACACGUUGAGAACCUUCAGGGAGAGUGACCCCACCUUGAGCCAUCUCUAUAAAACUGCACCCCUCUUUGGGCAAUACUAUGGCGUGGAGAAGACCGGGACACUUAAAGUGGGGGAUCCGGUUUAUCAUGUGAUCAAACAUUAAAACAAUCGUUAGGAAGCAGAAGAGAUAAAACUGGAUACAAAUUGAUACAUUUUACAUUAAUUAAAAAAACAUAGAAUAAUCACGCCUUUUCUAGAAACAGUUUAAAAGUUUGUAAGGUAUGGAUCAACCCACCUGUUUGUAAGCAGGAAUAUCACCCAACCUGCUAGGACUGGCCACGGUUGUUGCAGUGUUGCAGCCCAUCUUCAGGGCUACCUGCGACCUCUGACCCCCCCCCAAGAGUAACUUCCCAGGGUCACACAGACUGGAACUCCGUAUUUUUUAUCUGGUUUAAUGAUAUUUGAGC